UCACGAAGCAUUGAUACCGUAUUGUCAUUAUGUAUUUUACUUGGAUACUCGUGAUACUAUGCAUUGGAAUAUCACAUGGACAGCGAAUCCCAGACGAAAGUUCUCAGGGUCAGCAAAUGCAUCUGUAUUGUACCAACAGAGACCAGCAUUCUGUCCUUACAGAUCAAACAGUUUUUCGUGGAAAAGCUGGGCCACGAGGACCACCAGGAGAGGUGGAAUACCAUAUUAUAAAUGAAACCAUAAAAGAUUAUCUCACUGAUAUUUCAGGAGAGAUUCAAGCAAAACUGACUCAAAUUGGUCCGAUUGUUGAGAAAUCUAGCGAGGACAUAGAGGAUUUAAAAGCAGCAUCCGGACAUACUCAAACAAAACUGACUGGAAAUCGAAAACAGAUAUUGAAGGAUUGA
Molecule: messenger RNA, 404 nt
Organism: Styela clava
Lineage: Eukaryota; Metazoa; Chordata; Ascidiacea; Stolidobranchia; Styelidae
Source: RefSeq, a predicted model, not a curated record